UAUUUUUUCUUUUCCUUUCUUUGGGUUCUCGUUGCAAUAUCAUGUGGAAUUUCUUAAUGCUGUCGGUGAUCGUUACGAUUGUUUCGUUGCUCUUCCGGCAUCAUCUUACCUCACCGAUUAGCAUCGUCGAUCAUCCCGAAACUAGUUAUGACUAUAUCAUUGUUGGAGCCGGCACCGCUGGUUGUGUUAUGGCCUCUCGUUUAUCCGAAAAUUCAAAUGUGUCAGUAUUAUUGGUAGAAGCUGGCGGAUAUUUCAACUGGUUGUCUUCCAUACCUUUAGUAGCUCCCGGCCUGCAAAAGUCACAAUUCGACUGGAGCUUUAAAACCGAGACGCAAAAAUAUUCUUCGAAAGGAUUGUGGGAUUACCAACAAAUAAUCCCGCGCGGCAAAGGUCUCGGUGGCAGCGGUCAACUCAACUAUUUAGUCCAUUCAUUCGGCCGUCCAGAGGAUUACGAUCAUUGGCCACGAGGUUGGUCUUACAGCGACUUACGUCCAUACUUCAUACGCGUUGCCGAGACGAUGCGGGUACGAGAGGCCGAUGAGAGUAUCGAACUCGUUCGCGCUUUAAGCAUCGCCGAACGAGCGAUGAACGAGACCGACGUCAAGUUCAGCAAAGCUCAGACUACGUUGUUCGAGGGUAGCAGAUGGAGUACUUUUCAUUCGCAUCUGCAGCGCGCGUGGAACAGAAGAAAUUUGCACAUUUUGGUGAACACUUUAGUGACGAAGGUGCUGCUGAACGUGACGAAUCGAAGCGACGGCAUCGAAAUACGAUACGUCGACGGGAUAAGGGAAAAAAUCGAAGCUCGGCGAGAAGUCGUACUUUGCGCGGGCGCAAUUGGAACGCCUCACCUACUGCUGCUCUCCGGCAUCGGGCCGGCCAACGAUUUGCGGAAACUCAAGGUUGACGUGAGAAUGGACAUGCCGGCCGUUGGCAAAAAUUACUUCGAUCACUUGAAUAUGCCGGUAUCAGUGAACGUCGAUGCGCCAGUUAGCGUUACGCUGGCUAAACUGCAAACCUUUGCUACUCUCGCUGAUUACUUUGUGUUCAAAACUGGGUACCUUGCUACAAAUGGAAUAAUGGGCAUGGCACGUCUCGACAACAGCGGCGUAAUACUCGCCGGCGUAGCUGCCAACGAGAAGCUACUCAAAGACCUAGCGAAUUAUCGUACAGAGACUUUCAGGUCUCUCUACCCAACGUACAAUGACACGGUGCGCGAGGGUUUCCUGCUCAUGUCGAGUUGCCUUCAACCGCACAGUCGCGGCUACGUAGCUCUUCGCUCGCAAGAGCCGACCGACAGACCAAUUAUCGAGCCAGCAUUUUUGGAGCGCCACCAAGACGUCGCGUGCACCACGAAAGCGAUAAGACUUGGCCUGUCGAUCUUGGAAACACCGUUAUUCCGUGAAUUCGGAGCUGAAGUACACGUGCCUGAUCUCGAAGAAUGCCAGCAUCUCCCACAGGAUUACUACAAUGAUGCUUUUGCCGAGUGCGCGAUAAGAACCUCGGCGCUUACUGCACAUCAUCCUUGUGGAACUUGCCGGAUGGGAGAGAAUCGCGAUAACGAGACUGUCGUUGAUGAGUUUUUAAGGGUAUACGGCAUCGAGGGUCUGCGAAUAGUCGACGCCAGUGUGUUUUCAGUCCCAAUCUCAGGUAAUCCAAAUUCCGUGAUUAUCGCUCUCGCCGAGAAAGCUGCCGAUAUCAUCUCGCAAUCGACGGGAUCAAGACGGUAAUAUGUAGGAGAA
Messenger RNA from Phymastichus coffea, 1739 nucleotides. Its product is annotated as neither inactivation nor afterpotential protein G-like. The coding region runs from base 42 to 1727 and encodes 561 amino acids. Lineage: Eukaryota; Metazoa; Arthropoda; Insecta; Hymenoptera; Eulophidae. Gene Ontology annotation, molecular function: flavin adenine dinucleotide binding; oxidoreductase activity, acting on CH-OH group of donors. The transcript is spliced from 9 exons. The record is from RefSeq and is a predicted model, not a curated record.